Molecule: messenger RNA, 1283 nt
Organism: Rosa rugosa (rugosa rose)
Lineage: Eukaryota; Viridiplantae; Streptophyta; Magnoliopsida; Rosales; Rosaceae
Exons: 4
Coding region: 263-727 (154 amino acids)
Source: RefSeq, a predicted model, not a curated record
GCCACCGCUUCUCCGACCCCGUCAAGUAGUGGUCGGAGGCCGCCGGAAAGCUCUCUCCGGCCGGCGACACCAACCUCCUCGAGAAGGGCAGCUUCGAGUACUACGCCGAACUCGCCUACUCGACCGCCUCCUCCGCGGCCGCCAGCUCGUCGAGUCCACCGACAGCCUCGCUUUCUCCGACGGCAACUCCACUUUUCAGAUCACCUCUUUGGGAUAUUCGCAUUAUACGACGGUGCAAUUGGGGACGCCGGGAAUAAAGUUUAUGAUGGCGCUUGAUACUGGGAGUGACCUGUUUCGGGUGUCUUAUGCUCCUAAUUUCGAGGUCAGCAAAUAUGACCCCAAAGGGUCAUCGACUAGCAAGAAAGUCCGUUGCAGCGUAAUAAAUGUCUGGGAGCAUUCAACACUUGCCCUUAUAGGGUCUCUUAUAUAUGUCUCUGAUCAAACUUCUACUUCUGGGAUAUUGGUAGAGGAUGUUCUGCACUUAACAACAGAAGUCAUCACGAAUAUGUUGAGGCAUACAUUUCCUUUGGUUGUGGACAGGUGCAAAGUGGUUCAUUCCUGGAUAUUACUGCUUCUAAUGGUUUGUUUGGUCGUGGUAUGGAGAAGAUGUCUGUUCCUAGCAUUUUAUCCCGGGAAGGCUUUACUCUCUUCCAUCCAUCAAGUUCAUUCGGUAAAGUACAUUACGACCAUACACCUCAGUCCUUCUCCUUUUUCUCUACUCUUCUAGACAUACUGGUAUCUUCUCUCCAAGGCAAAAUACUAAAUCUGUAAUAGCUCAAAGAAAACAGAGAAGUCAUCAUGGCUAUUCACUACCCAAGAAUCUGAAAUUCUUCUUUGCUUACUGCUGCCUCUAGUAAGUUCAAUUUGCCUCUCUUCUUAAACCCAAUUGUUCUGCUUCAACCAUUCAAGAAAUUGGGAUGCGAUUUGCUGUAAAUUGAUUAGGUGGCUCGAUUUGCUGAAAAGGUGUUAACAAUUGGAAUUGAUUUACUAUAGCUAUUGAUUGGCUUUAUUAGCCGCUGAACUAAGGCUUUGAGGUAGGGAAGUGUGUGAAGAGAUAUCAGACUUGUUUUACUGUGUGAGUCUGAUCAGAGACGCAGCAAGUGUAUGAAGAGAUAUCAGAAAAAUUAUAUCUGACAAAUUCUAAAGUCUACAUGGAUUCAAAACUUAUCUAUGAUGUUGUAUACAAUUCUGAUUUUCAUUUUACUGUAUGACAAACAAAGUUGAGUUGAAUUUAUAGUCUAGCUUUCUUAUGGAAAUUGAGAUUGCAACCAUUAGAUCAUCAA